AUGGCCAACAGAAAGGAAAACGCCAACUUCAACUUGGCGACCAGAGCGGGCAAUCCAACGAGAUUCCGAUGCAAAGUCGGCGGAGAAUGGAAGCCUCUCGAUGAAUUUUCCAAGAAUCAACAACGGCUCGUAAGCAACUCGACUGGCGGAUAUCGCAUCAAUGCAGCCAACUCGGGAAUGACUUGCCGAGAGCACUCAGCUGGCCAGCGCACAGAGAUGACGUGCGAGUUGUGCGGCCUUGUUAAGCCUUUGUCUGCGUUCAGCGGCAAUACCAAGAGAAAUGGUAGUAUUGCUCCUGUUACCGGAUAUUCAUCACUUGGCUUAGAAGAUGGCGAAGUGGCCUCCAUUAUUGAAGGAAGCGCCCCUUCCGAGUACUCGGCCUCGGAAACGUCGUCGAGCCGCGCACUCCCCCCUCACCUGCGAGGCUCUAUUGGACAAGACAGAAGCUCCUUGGCUUCUUCGACGGAUGGACGAAAUGCGUCCAACAAGUCUUCGUUUGCGCAGCAUCUGCCUCCUCACCUAAGGCCUCUGGUGCAGCAAGGCCUCUCACUGGACGCUUCGUCCGACUACGCCGGCAAUAGCGAAUAUGGUGAAAACCCCAGCAGUAUUUCGACAGCUACGACAGCGAGGGAGGCACGAUUCGAAAAGAAAGCGCGACGAGUGUCUUUCAAUGCUUGGGAUCCAAGUGGAAUCCAACAUCGAGGCUUCAAAUCGGAAAGCUCGGCCAUGGGAACCUCGGCCAUGGGAACCUCGGAGGCGGAUGAAGAAGAAGACGGUGCUCCAAACCCGCAAGGCCAGGCCAGAGGCAAAUGGCCAAAGAUUGUACGCAUGUCCCAGACAGAGCUGCGCCAGGUCGGCACGAACCACCAUGUUGCGGCUCGAGAUCCCGGCCCUGUGCAUCAUCGCCCAGUGCAGUAUGACACGACCAAGUGCUGCGAGCCGGACGAGGAAGAUGGAGAGGAUUACUAG
Molecule: messenger RNA, 969 nt
Organism: Trichoderma aggressivum f. europaeum
Lineage: Eukaryota; Fungi; Ascomycota; Sordariomycetes; Hypocreales; Hypocreaceae
Exons: 5
Coding region: 1-969 (322 amino acids)
Source: RefSeq, a predicted model, not a curated record